This is a messenger RNA of Sciurus carolinensis (gray squirrel), 2210 nucleotides long. It is a transcript of the gene Dcaf15, whose product is annotated as DDB1 and CUL4 associated factor 15. The transcript has 13 exons. Gene Ontology annotation, cellular component: Cul4-RING E3 ubiquitin ligase complex. The record is from RefSeq and is a predicted model, not a curated record. Bases 17 to 1819 code for a protein of 600 amino acids. Gene Ontology annotation, biological process: protein ubiquitination. Lineage: Eukaryota; Metazoa; Chordata; Mammalia; Rodentia; Sciuridae.
GAGGGAGGGGGUGAAAAUGGCGCCCAGCUCGAAAUCGGAGCGGAACAGCGGGGCCGGGAGCGGCGGCGGUGGCCCCGGGGGAGCCGGAGGAAAGCGGGCAGCGGGGCGGCGGCGGGAGCACGUCCUCAAGCAGCUGGAGCGGGUCAAGAUCAGUGGGCAGCUCUCCCCUCGCCUUUUCCGGAAGCUUCCACCCCGGGUCUGUGUGUCCCUCAAGAACAUUGUGGAUGAGGAUUUUCUCUAUGCAGGACACAUUUUCCUGGGCUUUUCCAAGUGUGGCCGCUAUGUCCUCUCGUACACCAGCAGCAGCGGGGACGACGACUUCUCCUUCUAUAUCUACCACCUCUACUGGUGGGAGUUCAACGUCCACAGCAAGCUCAAGCUGGUCCGGCAGGUGCGACUCUUCCAGGACGAGGAGAUCUAUAGCGACCUGUACCUAACUGUGUGCGAGUGGCCCAGUGAUGCCUCCAAGGUCAUCGUCUUUGGCUUCAACACGCGCUCUGCCAAUGGCAUGCUCAUGAACAUGAUGAUGAUGAGUGACGAGAACCACCGCGACAUCUACAUCAGCACCGUGGCCGUGCCACCACGGGGCCGCUGUGCUGCCUGCCAGGACGCCAGCCGGGCCCACCCAGGGGACCCGAGCGCGCAGUGCCUGCGGCACGGCUUCAUGCUGCACACCAAGUACCAGGUGGUCUACCCUUUCCCCACCUUCCAGCCCGCCUUCCAGCUCAAGAAGGACCAGGUGGUGCUGCUCAACACCAGCUACUCCCUGGUGGCCUGUGCCGUCUCUGUCCACUCUGCAGGCGAUAGCAGCUUCUGCCAGAUCCUCUACGAUCACACCGCCUCCCCCCGGGCCCCGCCCGCCCCCCCUGGGCCCCGGAGCCCAGAGGUGUCACCCACCUUCCCCAGCCUCUGCCCUGAGACAGCCCCCAGCCGGCCCUCUGGGGCCCCUGAGCCCUCCCCUGCCAUUGCCAAAGCCAAGGAGUUUGUGGCUGACAUCUUCCGCAGGGCCAAGGAGGCCAAGGGCGGGCCCUCCGAGGAAGCCCGGCCGCCCCCCUGCCCAGGGCCCUCCGCCCCCCGCUGCCGCCCGGCCCCUGAUCCCCCAGCCCCAUGCGGGGAGGCAGUGCCUAGGGACAGCCCCCCUGCUGCGGAGGCCCCUGCCUCUGAGCCAGGCUACGUCAACUACACCAAGUUGUACUACGUGCUGGAAUCCGGAGAAGGUGCCGAGCCAGAGGAUGAGUUUGAGGAUGACAAGAUCUCCCUGCCCUUCGUGGUGACUGAUCUCCGAGGCCGCAACCUACGGCCCAUGCGGGAGCGGACCGCUGUCCAGGGCCAGUACCUGACGGUGGAGCAGCUCACGCUGGACUUUGAGUACGUCAUCAACGAGGUCAUUCGCCAUGAUGCCACCUGGGGCCACCAGUUCUGCUCUUUCAGUGACUAUGACAUAGUCAUUCUGGAGGUCUGCCCAGAAACCAACCAGGUCCUCAUCAAUAUUGGCCUGCUGCUCCUGGCCUUCCCCUCGCCCACUGAGGAGGGCCAGCUCCGACCAAAGACUUACCACACCAGCCUCAAGGUGGCAUGGGACCUCAACACAGGCAUCUUUGAGACAGUCAGUGUGGGCGACCUCACUGAGGUCAAAGGGCAGACCAGUGGCAGUGUCUGGAGCUCGUACCGCAAGAGCUGUGUGGACAUGGUCAUGAAGUGGCUGGUGCCCGAGAGCAGCGGCCGCUACGUUAACAGGAUGACCAACGAGGCGCUGCACAAAGGGUGCUCACUGAAGGUCCUGGCCGACAGCGAGCGAUACACGUGGAUCGUGCUGUGAGGGCCGGCCUGCCCUGGACACUGACUCCAACUACCUCCGCGGCCUGGGAGCUGGCCGCCUUCCGGGCUGGUCUCUUCCUGGCCGGCCGCCGACCGGCACUAGUGUUAGGCUGCGGGAAGGGGGCUGGGCGGGGCAGCCCCUGGUGGCCUGAGAGUCUGGACGCUCUUUUAUUUAUGCCUAUUUAAGUUGGGAAGGGGCAGAGGGAGGGAGCCCCUGCCCCACCAGCCUCAAGCGCCCACCUUCACCCCGAGCUGGGCCAGCCUGGCUCCUCGUGCAUCUGCCCCUUUUCUUGGCUGCAGGGUGGACCUGCCCACCCGAGGCUGCCCCCAGAGCGGGACCCUGCGAGCCGCCCCACUUGUUCUCUUCAUGUAGUAAAUGCUUUAUUUCUGAA